Aspergillus melleus is the source of this 1101-nucleotide messenger RNA. RefSeq lists its product as uncharacterized. Lineage: Eukaryota; Fungi; Ascomycota; Eurotiomycetes; Eurotiales; Aspergillaceae. The record is from RefSeq and is a predicted model, not a curated record. The transcript is spliced from 2 exons. The coding region runs from base 1 to 1053 and encodes 350 amino acids.
AUGAGUCUCCGUUACUUGCGACUGGGCGUGUUCGAAAAGAGGGCUCAUUCCACCAUAGCCUGCCUGCAAGCUGGUUGGUCCGCACCAGGCCAACUUUCUCGCUGUUUCGAUGAGGAUGAUGUUGGUGAUGAUGACGACAAUGGCAACGCGAGUGAAUAUACCGUUGCAGUUAUUCAUCCGAGAUUCAAACGUAAUCGGUCGGAUGCACCUGGGAGAAGCCACACCGGGGCAGGCGACCCGAGCAGGCGGAUCGCAGUAGCACGGGGCAAAACUCGGUCACGGACGCAGGAAGAGAUGAUCCGAGCUCAGAAUAAAAUUUUCUCCUUAAUUGUGAAUCGUUACGGCCCUUCUCUGAUCAAACUGGAGUUCAUGGCGUAUGGUCUUGAUGCUCGCGGAGCGAAGACUCUAGGGGGCAAGUGCCGACACUCGCUACGGCAUCUGGCACUACGCUUCGAGCAUCGGCAUAUUCGAGACGGGGAAAUGAACCCCAGGCUUUGGCUGCAACCGGCGCCCUCCAGCAAUGUUUGGAAUCUACUCAUUGGGGGAGGGCGCUACAAAGAUUUCGGGAUCUCUAGCCUAGAGAGCCUGACUCUGGAGAGGACCGGUAUCAACCCGUCUCAAUUGACCAUGCUUGUGAAGAACAAUCCUCGGUUGAGGGUCUUGAAGCUGAAAACCUGUCGUGGUGCGCAUCCCGAAUUCUUGAAUUGGCUGGGAGGUGUCCACAAAGACUCCGUUGAGACUGAAUCAGGGUCGCAGGAGGAUCUGGCUCCUGGAAGGAAGUUGUCUGUUCUUUGGCUGGAAAACUGCCAUGAGCUUCUCACGCAGCCCAUAGACGAGACAGUCGAAUUGCCCGAUGAGACCUGCGAUCUUGGACUUGAAUGGGCCAGGGGUUUGACGAGUCUGAAGUCUUUGUCUCUAAAAGAAUGUAUAACAAUACCCCCAAAGUAUGCUGAAAGAGCAAACCAGGCCAUUUGGAAGAUUUCUGAGCUCAUCCUACCGUUUUCCACCCCCUCAGAGGAUCCUCACGAUGAGGCAGACUUUAAGUUAAGAUGAGGCCAAAAGUUGCUUUUGUUUUCUGUCUUUCUUUUGAUUGUUUCUUUG